UCCUACUGCGCCAAGCACGUGCGCGGAGUGGAAACGGAGCUGUCAAAAAAUGAGAAAAAUGAAUAGUCCAGCGUAAAUGAAAGUGAAAUGCCGAACAGCCGGUAGUUCCAGGUGAUCUACUUUCCUCGUGGGCGUUGUCCCUCGCAAACGGCGUAUACUUUGCACUUGAUUCGUUGUUGCUACAAUGGGGGACAAUUAUAUCAGGUUAGAGAAUUAUGAGAUGCUGAAAGCAUUGUACGACUUUAAAGCAACAUUCGCUAAGACCCUGAGCUUUCGGGAGCACGACUAUUUUAUUCUGUACCAGACGAAUACCAAACAACGUAACUGGUGGCAGGUGGUAAAUAGUAACGGACAAGUAGGGUACAUCCCCUCGAAUUAUGUGACGACAGUGAAGGUGCAGCCACAGGUGCUGGUGGAAUUUCUGGAAGAGUGUAUAAAAAAGGUUCGGAGCGAAGGUGGCAAACAAGGCAUUGCUCUCGAAGCUGACAGGCAGGACCUGUUACUGAGAUUGAUCGAGAAGAAACGGCAGGCCGAGUCUAAUAGAAAGACUAAAAAGCAGGCUCCGGUGCCUCCAGAUUUUGGAAGCUCUGCACCGAGCAAAGAGUCGUCACCUCGCAAGACACAUGAUAAUUCGGAUGGAGACUCUGGAUCGGUACCGAGUAACGUCUCAGGAAGCACUGCGCAAUCUGGACCACGGUACGAAGGAGAUUCCAAUAAUACUCAGGUGCUGGACCAGAAUCGAAGAAUGUCCACAGAAGAUAGGUUCAGACAUUUUCCUAGACAAUGUUCGUCGGAGAUAGUUCAAAGGACGCAGCUCAAUGUCAGUGACACUGCACAGAAGAGUCCUUCUCACACCGUUGUGAAACAAACUCCCAGCUCCUCCCCGGUCAAAAGUUCUCCUGUUUCAUGUGACAUCAACUCUGCAACGGCUUAUCAAUUGUUGGACGAUGUUCGUCGAAAUACUCAGCUCAGUUACGAAAUGUCCAAAGUGGCCGUCACCGUAGUAGUCGCAAGCUUACAGGAAAUAUUCCCAGAAAGUGUCAGCCAUUACUUCGACCUUAUCCUGAACCAGCUCCAGUCUCCGUUAAAUGUGUCCAAAAUGAGUAUCGAAGAGACUUACGAUGCAAAUCGAUUGAAAGUAAUUUUCAAUGAACUCGCUUCCUGCAAGGAGGAUUCUCAACAGAGAAGUUGGAUGCUUUACGAAGAUGAGUCAAUCAUCGUGGAGUACAUCAAGGAACUCACAUCGAUACUGACCAACGCGGACGCGAACAUCUCCAGGUACGCGUUGAGGAUAGAUCAGUACAACGGAGUAACGACUUUGGUACAAUAUUACCAAAUGGAAGCGCGAUGGACCAUUCGACAACUGCUCCUACAGUCCUUCGGAGUCAUGUGCAGCCUAGACCCUGUAGUUCUUACAAUAAUGUUAAACAGCGUGCUACCAAUGGAACUAGCAAGAGAUAUGCAAAGCAAUCCCAGAAACGUGCCAAAGUUAAAUUACUCCUCUCUCCUGCUCACGAUGAUAUUUUCCAUGGGAGAGCCAAUGCCGAUCACUCACCUGGAGCAACUGGGUACGGACUUCGUCGUCUUCCUCCUGGAUCUCAUAGAGAACCCUCCGGACACGGAUCUAGAAGACCAGAUCCCGGACCUAUUUUUGAACCUGAUCUUAUCCUACAACCUGCAGUUUACGAAUUCCGAGAAUAUCGUGCUGACCGCCCUGAAGGAGCGAACCCAAGCGAAGACCUUCACCGAGAAGAUACUCUUCCUUCUGAACCGCGAAGAGGAUCCCGUUCGAAUAUUCGACCACCAGCCGGCACCUCCGCACUCGAUCCUGAAGCUAUUCGUCGACCUCUUCGGCAGCGAGUCUACGGCCCAGCUCUUCUACACGAACGACAUCAAGGUGCUCAUCGACAUCAUUCUGCGCCAACUGGUUGACAUCUUCCCAGGGACCAAGCGCAGACAGUACCUGGAGCUAUGUCGUAGAGUGCUGAGGACCUCCAACUACGACGAGCACCGGCAUCGUUCGGAAGACUUGCUGAAGUGCUUCACCAGAAUAUUCUGCGAGGAGACGUCGGAGAGCCAAGAGGACCAGCAGUUGGUGCGCGAGAUCGGGAACGAGUUCCCGCACCUCUUCCAGAUGUGACAUCUGUUGCAAACCUCGACCCCCGUGGUCGAGGUAAUGCGGACGCUGUCGAAGGAGCCCGAGGACGACGAUCUGCAGACCUUGGUUUAGGUCGCUCUCUUCGGCGUCUACAUCUAGGGAACUCGACUCCGGCAAUUUACCUAUCACUCUCUUCGGCUCGCACCGGUGCACUCACCUUCUACCUGCAUGGCACAAAGGAGUCGCGCACACGUAGCGAAGGCAUUCCCCGGUAGUCGUAGACCAAGGGACCAGGGUCAUCCUCUGGACCCCUGUAAAUCCCUGUAAAUACCGCGCGGGUGAAUCUCCACGAACCGCGUACAGGGCGGUACCACUGUCCAGUCUCUCGAAACGCUAUCUUAGUCAUUAGAAGGAACGUCCUCGUCGACGGCAAGAGAAUCCGAGGAAAGAAGACGUUCCUCUAAAUGCACGAAAAUGGCGAGCCGAUAGGGCCGCCUGUAUUCCCUGAAGACGAGGCGAACGGUUCUCCGAUUUAAGGGCCGAUCCAUGCGCAUCCAGUUUUAAAUCUUAGUCUAGUCGAUAAUCCGUAUAUA
This is a messenger RNA of Orussus abietinus, 2691 nucleotides long. Its product is annotated as NCK-interacting protein with SH3 domain. Gene Ontology annotation, molecular function: protein binding; Arp2/3 complex binding. Bases 185 to 2140 code for a protein of 651 amino acids. The record is from RefSeq and is a predicted model, not a curated record. Lineage: Eukaryota; Metazoa; Arthropoda; Insecta; Hymenoptera; Orussidae. Gene Ontology annotation, biological process: endocytosis. The transcript is spliced from 9 exons.